AUGCCCAGUUUGUUACGCAAGUUGGCCAUCGUCGCCGCACCGGAUGGUUUGGUCUUGUAUGCACAGACUGCCAACGGACGGAAUAACGGUGGAAGCAACAAUGAGGCAUCCUCGAUCCGCAUCGAUUACCAAACGAACAAAAUUACUGCGUUGCCCACCUCUGCCUCGGAGCCCCUCGGCGGCAAGGACGCCCUAGAGGCCUAUGGUCUCGUGGGUCUCUUGUCCGUCGCUUCGCACUCAUUCCUUGUCUCUAUCACUCAGCGGCAGGAGGUAGCGCAGAUCCAAGGCCGCCCGAUCUACGCAGUUACAAAGGUCGCAAUCAUUCCCAUCUCUUCAGAAGAUGAAGCCAGCCGUGCAAUCGCCCAGGCCAGGAAAGAUACAUCUCAAAAGGAAGUCGUUGUCGAAUCGUCCUCUGACGAAGACGACCUUCCUGACAAUGAAACCGACAGAGCGGAGACCGAGACGGAGGUCGGAAGCGUGCCCGCAUCACCCACACGCAAUACGUCACAUACCCGUGGAACUAGUGUCGGCAGCAUCGCGGAAGAUGUGAUCGGAAAGAAAGUUCGCUUUGGUCGAUUUGCGGCCAACUGGCUGUCACGCAAAAAUUUGGGCUUGCCUCAUCCGGGAGCUCUGGAACAGGACGUACCGGAGUCCCUCGUUGACGAAAUGCCCAGUCCGGGUGAUACCGGCGACAUCAAAUAUGAGAAUAAGAAAGGCAAUCUCACCCCAGAGAUUGGAUCCCAAGGUGGAGAUCAGCCCAAAUCUGCACAGGCGGCGGAUCUAUUGCCAAAGCUGCUUCGAUAUACAAAGCUGCUUUUUGCAUCGCAUAAUUUCUUUUUUACAUAUGAAUAUGAUCUUACGCGUUCUUUAUAUACGCAGGAAGCGCGUAUAGACCAGCUCCCCCUUCACAAAGUUGUGGAUCCAUUGUAUUUCUGGAACAAACAUUUGAUGCACACUUUUAUUGACAAUGGAGCCCACGGCUUUGUUCUACCACUCAUCCAAGGCUUUGUCGGCCAACGAGAAUUUACAGUUGCAGGCACUGAGCCGAAGCAAUCUUCGAGCUCAUCAGAUGAACUCUCUGAAGGGCGGAUUCUCGGUGAAAAAUCCGAGGCUGAAGAUGCUUCAACUGAUCCAAGCAAACGUGAUUAUCUUUUGACUCUCAUCUCUCGACGAUCUGUCAACCGGCCAGGUCUGCGAUACCUGCGCCGCGGCGUCGACGACGAGGGCAAUACUGCCAACACCGUUGAGACUGAGCAGAUUCUCUCGGUGCCAGAUUGGAGCCCGUCCCAUCCUGCUUACUCCUAUCUGCAAGUUCGGGGAUCCAUUCCUUUGUACUUCUCGCAGUCGCCAUAUGCGUUGAAGCCAAUCCCAGUGCUUCAUCACUCCGCGGACACGAAUUUGCUUGCAUUUAGCAGACAUUUCCGAGAGAUGAGUCGGCGGUAUGGCAAAGUCCAGGCGGUUUCUCUCAUUGACAAGCUGGCCGGCGAACUGAAGCUGGGAGAGCAGUAUGAAAAAUAUACUGAAUUCUUCAAUGAUGCCGGCGGCAUUGACGGCACUCCAUUGCGACUGGAAUGGUUUGAAUUCCAUCGUGAAUGCCGGGGCAUGAAGUUUGAAAACGUCUCCCGCCUGGUAGACCGGUUAAAGGAUACCUUGAAUGAAUUCUGCUACACCAUUGUUACAGACAACGCUAUCCUGCAAACACAAAAGGGCAUUAUUAGAACCAAUUGCAUGGACUGUCUCGACCGAACUGGUGUCGCCCAGUGUGCUUUCGGGCAAUGGGCUCUCGAACGUCAACUUGAAAACGAGGGCAUUGACAUUGACCUUGGUGGUGAUUCAUCCACCCAAUGGUUUAAUACCCUGUGGGCAGACAACGGCGACGCAAUCUCAAAGCAGUAUUCAUCCACCGCUGCUUUGAAGGGGGACUAUACCCGCACACGCAAGCGAGAUUACCGAGGUGCUCUCAACGACCUGGGUUUAACCCUCUCUCGAUACUACAACAAUAUCGUCAACGACUUCUUCUCUCAGGCCUGCAUCGAUUACCUCCUAGGCAACGUUUCAACCCAAGUUUUCGAUGAGUUUGCCAUCCAACUCCAAACCACCGACCCAGGAAUAUCAGUCCAAAAGCUUCGCCAAAAUGCAAUCGACACAAGCUGCAAGAUCGUCAUCAGUAGCCCUUCUGAAGAGUUCCUCGGUGGGUGGACAAUGCUAACGCCCCGUCAACCGAAUACGCUCCGCACAUUACCAUUUGAGGAAUCAGUACUACUUCUAACAGACGCGGCGGUCUAUAGCUGUCGCUUCGACUGGGAAACAGACAAGGUUCUGUCGUUUGAGCGCAUCGAUCUCCGCUCCGUCUCCCACAUCCACUACGGCACAUACAUCACUUCCAUCCUGACAGAUAGCCAAGCGAACGAGGCAAGUAACGUUGGUCUUGUGCUGGUUUACCGCGAUGGCGACAUCAACACCCUCCGAGUGAAUACCCGCUCGCUACAAAGCGAUGUCGAUCUGAGCACCCUAGAGACCACCGCUAGUGCAAACAGUGAAUGGGACCUCGUUUCUUGGCUGCGUGGUAGCAAGCCUGCCACGACACGCUUCAUGGCCUUUAAGAGUCUGCCGCUGGCGACUUCCGUGGCGAGCCCAAGGCUCGCCCCUAGCGGUGGAACUGUGCGAGAGAUGGAUCGUGUACGCUCUAUUUGCUUGGAUAUUGAGCGUGCUAUGUUUGCUGGCCAGGCCCGCAAUGUCGAAGCUAGCUCUGCGGUCGAUCAGUCUGAUAUUAUCUCUUUGGCUGAUGCUAAGAAGCGCACUGGGUGGUUGGAAUAUCUUGUUUACGAUAUCAAAAAGAUGGUCUGGGCCUGA
Molecule: messenger RNA, 2853 nt
Organism: Penicillium soppii
Lineage: Eukaryota; Fungi; Ascomycota; Eurotiomycetes; Eurotiales; Aspergillaceae
Exons: 3
Coding region: 1-2853 (950 amino acids)
Biological process (GO): phosphatidylinositol dephosphorylation
Cellular component (GO): endoplasmic reticulum
Molecular function (GO): phosphatidylinositol-4-phosphate phosphatase activity
Source: RefSeq, a predicted model, not a curated record